AUGGAAGAAAUCUAUGAAAAUUUAAAAAUAAUUGAUUAUAGUUUAAUAUGUUUUUUAAAUAAAUAUAGAAUUAUACAUAAAUAUAUAAAAUAUUUGUCAGAUAUUUUUGUAAAUACAAUUUAUGAAUAUAACAGAUUAAUAAAUAAAAUUAUACUUAUAUAUAAACAAAAUAUUUAUAAUGCCUUUCAUAAUAAUUUCAUUAACUUCAAAGAAAAUGAGGAAAAACAGAAAGAACAAGAUAAAAAUAUAAUUAAAAUAAAAGAAAAUCUAAAAAAAGCUUCAAAACUUACUAAAACUAAUAUAAUAUUUAAAGGAGAUAUAGAAGAAGAUGGAAAAAACACAUCAGAAAUGAGCACGCAUUUGAAAGUUGAUUUACCUUAUAACAUAUUGGCUUUAUAUAAAUUUAGAUAUUAUAGAAAUAUAUUCUUUAAGAAUUAUUCCACAUUAAAAAAGAAUGAUAAUUAUUUAAAUGCAAAUGAACAAAGACAGAAAUUUUUAAAUAAAUUGAAAUUAUCAGCCAAAGUAAAUGAUAAAGAAAAAGGGAAAAAGAAAAGUGAUAUCUUUAAAGAUGAUUAUAAAAAUAUGAUAAGAAUAUUAAACGAAAAUUAUUUUUUUAAAGAAUCACAAAAGUUAAAAGAAAUAUUGAUUAUAAAUAAAUAUUUAAAUAAGGCUAAAAAUAUAGUAAAUAAUAUGCCUCAGUUUUUAUAUAAUAUAAUUGAAGAAUUUGAAUUAACUGAAUCAGAAUUUCAAGAAAAUAUGUAUUUAUUUAUUCUUCUUGCUUUAAAUAAAUGGAUCAAAAAGAUAAUAUUCGAAUGUGAACAUUUUAUCUCAUACUCCAAGUUAGAAGUGUAUAAAAAGAAAACAGAAGAAAACGAAAUAUAUAAAAAGUAUAAUGAAUAUUUAAACGAAAUUUUACUAAGAGGAGUAGAACAAACAAUAGUAUUUAAUGAAGAGAAAUCUUUUUUUCUUCUUCCUUCAAAUCUAAAUUAUAACAUUAAUACUUCCUUUUUAACUUAUUAUUUUUUCUAUAUAAAUAAAAACCUAUUUGAUUUUUUAGAAGGGUUUUACAACAAUUCAAUUAAAAAAACAGGGGGAAUAAAUAAUAAUGAGAAAUUGAAAAUGAUUUUAUUAUAUAAUCGAAAAGAAGAAAGUAUAUAUAUGAAAAAUGAUAUAUAUAAUUAUAAUUUACGUAAUGAAUAUAACGAAAUAGACAACUGGAAUAAUUUGGGUUUUUUUAUUGAAUAUGACUAUAUGUAUCCUAACAUUUUUUUAAUUUGUAAUUAUUUAUUACAAGACGAAACAAAAAAUAUAAUAGACAUAAUACAUAAAGUACAAGGAAAUAGUUAUAAUUUAUUGGUAUAUCAAGACAUUUCUAUAAUUAUUCAAAUAAUUUUAUUUCUUUUCAAAAAUUUAAAAAUCGUGUUUAAAAAAGAAAUAAAGGAAAAAGAUGAAAAAGAAGAAAAUGAAGAAAAAGAAGAUGAAGAGUAUGAAGACUUGCGUAAAUAUAUUUCGAAAACUAAUUUAAAUCAUAGUUAUUCAAAUAACUAUGAUAAGCUUUUACUUCCUUUAAGGUUAAUGAUAUUAAAUUUAUUAAAAUUUAUACAUAUUAUAACAAAAAGUUCUAAUAGAAGUUUUAUUUGUAACUUUUGGCAAAAAUUGAGCAUAAAUGAAAAUAUAGGAGAGAUAGACAACAUGUAUAGAAAAGAAAAACAAGAAAUAAAAGAGAAUAUAAAAGAAAAAGAUGAAGAAAAUAUUAAUAAUAAAGAUAUCACUUCCUAUGACUUUAUUUCAUUAAAAAAUCACUGUAACCAAAAUAAUUGUUAUCUUUUUAAUACAAAAAAAAAAAUAAAAGGAGAAUUCACUGCUUGCAGUUAUAGAAUAGAUAUUAAUGAAGCAAUAUAUAAAAGAAUAUUAUGUUACGAUUUUUAUAAAAUAGUUAGUGAUCAUGUAAAAAAAGUCAAAUUUGAAAUUGAAAAUAGAAACAAUAGAGAUAUGUAUACUGGUAUAUUAUUAAAAAAAAAUAAAUAUAAAAUAGAAAAUGAUCAGAAAAUUAAAAAUAAUUCAUUCAUAAAAGGGAAAAGUAUGGUAAUGAAAAAGAAAAUUCCUCAAAAAUUGGAAGCAAAAUAUUUAAUAAAUGAAAAAAAUUCUAGUAUUAAAAAAAUUAUGUCAAAGAUUGAUAACAAAGACAACGUAUCAAAAGAUAGGCAAAAAAUUACCUCAAAUUCAGAAAAAAAUAUGAAUACAAUAAUUUUAAAAAACAAAAAAGAUACAAAGGAAAUUAUUAGAAAUACAAAAUAUACUAAGGUGGAUUUAGAAGAAAAAAACAAAACUUAUGAAAAUAGAAAAAAUAUUAUUAAAAAUUCAGUUAAACCUACCUCAUUAUCUAUUAACGGUAAAAAUCCUACUACUACAUCAUUAAAAAAAGGUAUAAAAAAAGUUUUUAAAGUCAUAAAACAAGAAGAAAAAUUAUAA
Messenger RNA from Plasmodium relictum, 2472 nucleotides. RefSeq names its product conserved Plasmodium protein, unknown function. The record is from RefSeq and is a predicted model, not a curated record. The transcript is spliced from 5 exons. Lineage: Eukaryota; Apicomplexa; Aconoidasida; Haemosporida; Plasmodiidae. The coding region runs from base 1 to 2472 and encodes 823 amino acids.